GUAGGCCUCGAACGCGUAGUUCCGCUGCCCUCGCGCUUCCAGGAGCUCCUGGGGGGAGCUUGGCGGCUUUCCCACCAGCUUCGUGUUCUCGCCCGGCCUCUCCGGAGUUCCGCUCUGCCUGCCCGGGCCAGAGUUUCUGGUUUGGGGAAGAUGACAGAGGAACUGGAUCUCAUGGGACAGGACUCUGAUGGGGGUAGUGAGGAGGUGGUCCUCACACCUGCAGAGCUCAUUGAAAGGCUGGAGCGGGCCUGGAUGAAUGAAAAGUUUGCCCCGGAGCUGCUGGAGAGCAAGUGUGAGAUUGUAGAAUGCGUCAUGGAACAGCUAGAGCACAUGGAAGAGAAUCUCAGGAGAGUUAAAAAGGAGGAUCUGAAGGUCAGCAUCCAUCGGAUGGAGAUGGAGAGGAUCCGCUACGUCCUCAGCAGCUACUUGCGGUGUAGACUCACAAAGAUAGAGAAGUUUUUCCCUCAUAUCCUUGAGAAGGAGAAAACGCGCCCUGAGGGGGAGCCUUCCAGCCUUUCUCCAGAGGAGUUUGCCUUCGCCAGAGAGUACAUGGCUAACACGGAGACCUACCUCAAAAAUGUCGCCUUAAAGCAUAUGCCUCCUAACCUACAGAAGGUGGACCUCCUGAGGUCGGUUCCCAAACCAGAUCUAGAUUCCUAUGUGUUUCUGAGAGUCAGAGAACGACAAGAAAACAUACUGGUAGAACCAGAAACAGAUGAGCAGAGGGACUACGUGAUUGACCUGGAGAAGGGCUCGCAGCACUUGAUCCGAUAUAAAACCAUUGCACCUCUGGUUGCUUCUGGAGCCGUACAGCUAAUUUAAAACUAAAAAUAAACAAGAAUGAAGACACGGAAGCUUAGGGAAAAUAUUAGAAACCCCUCGAAUCAUUUUGUGCCUGAGGACAAUGAGGAAGUAGUUCUGACAUCACACUUUUCCUGGCAGUGCUAUGGAUUACUUGGGCAUUGAAAAGGAGCUCAAGGCAGGGUUCCUCCUUUCUGCCGUGCCAGCCGGCAUCAGCAGAUGGGGCCACUGCUCCGCCUGUCGUGCACACUGCGCCGCUGAAUGGAGACUGGCGCUUUGCGCACCUUUUCCCUUCACGGUACUUUCCCAGCUAAGGAAAGUAAAGCAAAGGUAGUUCAUGAAAGGCCUCGCUGCCUGUGAUCGGGUGACUGUAUUUAGCCCUAACCUGGUGAUAGUAGGAGAGUUCAGUUAACCUUUCUGAUAGGAAGACUGUAAAUAGAUUAAAGGAAGCAUCUGUGGCUUUCUGUAAUACAUCAUUGGAUUGUGUGAACUAACCUUUGGGAUCCUCUAAUACUGGACUGAAAACCAAUUUCUGUCAUGCUUAAC
This is a messenger RNA of Propithecus coquereli (Coquerel's sifaka), 1347 nucleotides long. RefSeq names its product GINS complex subunit 4 (Sld5 homolog) (gene GINS4). The coding region runs from base 151 to 822 and encodes 223 amino acids. Gene Ontology annotation, cellular component: GINS complex. The record is from RefSeq and is a predicted model, not a curated record. Lineage: Eukaryota; Metazoa; Chordata; Mammalia; Primates; Indriidae. Gene Ontology annotation, biological process: double-strand break repair via break-induced replication; DNA-templated DNA replication. The transcript has 8 exons.